AUACUUUGCAUUUGGGUUUCAUUUGGGGUUCAUCAUACAUGCAUUUAGUCCUCAUUUGUUUAUAUAAGGCAUCCAAGGGGCAGAUUACAACCCAGAACCAAAGGUUAGUGGGGGGUGGCUUCCUCAGUGUAGCUAAUUUACUUUCCCCACACUCCUCAUUUCUCAACACACCCAGAAGUUCCAGGCAAUGGCACCCCCAGAAGUUCCAGCUGAUGUGUUCCAGUCCACAAGGAAAGUCUCAACGCUCACUACUACUACUACAGGCUGCUCCAAGAGGGCAUUUGUGACGUUUUUAGCUGGAGAUGGUGAUUAUUUCAAAGGGGUUGUGGGUUUGGCUAAGGGCUUGCGCAAAGUUAGGAGUGAGUACGCUCUUGUGGUUGCGAUAUUACCGGACGUGCCAGAGGAGCACCGUGAGAUUUUACGUUCUCAGGGUUGUAUUGUUCAUGAGAUCGAACCUAUUUAUCCUCCGGAGAACCAGAUUAAGUUUGCAAUGGCCUACUAUGUCGUCAACUACUCCAAGCUCCGUAUUUGGAAUUUUGAUGAGUACAGCAAAAUGAUAUAUUUGGAUGCGGAUAUCCAAGUGUUUGAGAACAUUGAUCAUCUGUUUGAUACGCCUGAUGGCUACUUCUAUGCUGUGAUGGACUGCUUCUGUGAGAGAACAUGGAGUCACUCACCACAAUACACAAUCGGGUAUUGUCAGCAGUGCCCUGACAAGGUUUCAUGGCCUGCUGACAUGGGAUCUCCUCCUCCGCUCUACUUCAACGCCGGCAUGUUCGUGUUCGAGCCUAGCCGCUUGACAUACGACGGCCUCCUUCAGACUCUCAAAGUCGUCCCACCCACCCCUUUCGCAGAACAAGAUUUCUUGAACAAGUUCUUCCAAAAGACGUACAAACCAAUCCCAAAUAUAUACAACUUAGUUCUAGCCAAUCUAUGGCGCCACCCAGAGAACGUGCAGCUUGAUCAAGUAAACGUAGUUCACUACUGUGCUGCUGGAUCAAAACCAUGGAGGUAUACCGGCAAGGAAGCUAACAUGGACAGAAAGGACAUCAAGGUGUUAGUGGCCAAAUGGUGGGAAAUUUACAACGACGAGUCCCUGGAUUUCAAGGCUGAAACCCCAGCAGCUGCGGAGGAAGAAACUUUCUCGAAACCGUCGUCGAUCAUGGCUUCCAUGCCGGAGCCUACGAUUCCCUACAUUCCUGCUCCAUCUGCUGCUUGAUAUAUAAUAUAAUCUUGAGCGACUAAUUAUUAUUCACAAGUUAAUGGUGUGAUUAGUGAUCCUUCAUUAAUUUUUUUGGUCUCAUACUUGUAUUAUACACUCCUUUUUAAUUAGAUUGCUUCUGAUUGGCCUUA
Molecule: messenger RNA, 1350 nt
Organism: Pyrus x bretschneideri (Chinese white pear)
Lineage: Eukaryota; Viridiplantae; Streptophyta; Magnoliopsida; Rosales; Rosaceae
Product: galactinol synthase 1-like
Exons: 4
Coding region: 188-1216 (342 amino acids)
Molecular function (GO): glycosyltransferase activity
Source: RefSeq, a predicted model, not a curated record